ACAUUUAUUUCCCAUCAAUUUGUUCCCCUUUUUAUCUCUUUCUUUCUUCCUUUGCUUGCUUCCCUCCGUUCCUCCUUCUUCAAGGUGGAAUGGCAGAAUACGAGGGAUUUAGCUCCGGGCAUGAUCAUAACAACGAGGGGACAACAACGAGCCAGAAAUAUGGGGGACUAGCACCAAAGAAGAAACCGUUGAUCUCGAAGGACCAUGAGCGGGCUUUCUUCGAUUCAGCGGACUGGGCUUUAUGCAAGCAAGGUGCAGGAGUGAAUCAGAAAUCAACGACAACCAUCGAGACCUUGCAGCCAAAAUUACAGAGAACCCCUCAUCAACGUCUACCCCCUAGACGACCUGCAUGUGUAUCAAGACGAGAUCAUCAUACAGAGUAAAAAGGCGUCCUUAAAACACUGAGGAGAAGGCUAUCCAGUUAUCCAAUAUCGUUCGACUUUUUUUUAUCGUCAAUAGUGUUUUAUGUUCAUAAACAUUCCGUUUGGCCUUUAAUAUUUGAGAAAUGAAAUUCAAGAUGUAUGGUGCGUAUCUUUUACAAACCAACCAUUCUUCACGUCAAAUGAAGAGUUAUAAGUUGAUGAUA
This is a messenger RNA of Cynara cardunculus var. scolymus (artichoke), 586 nucleotides long. RefSeq lists its product as uncharacterized. The coding region runs from base 90 to 383 and encodes 97 amino acids. NCBI's taxonomy places the organism in Eukaryota, Viridiplantae, Streptophyta, Magnoliopsida, Asterales, Asteraceae. The transcript has 7 exons. The record is from RefSeq and is a predicted model, not a curated record.